This is a messenger RNA of Panicum virgatum (switchgrass), 1280 nucleotides long. RefSeq lists its product as uncharacterized. The transcript has 6 exons. The record is from RefSeq and is a predicted model, not a curated record. NCBI's taxonomy places the organism in Eukaryota, Viridiplantae, Streptophyta, Magnoliopsida, Poales, Poaceae. Bases 114 to 989 code for a protein of 291 amino acids. Gene Ontology annotation, biological process: biosynthetic process. Gene Ontology annotation, cellular component: cytoplasm. Gene Ontology annotation, molecular function: isomerase activity.
AUGAGCGAAACCUGAAGGCUACCGCCGCUACAAGACCCCAACACACAAAAUUGCCGGAGCAGCAGCCGGCGCCGGCGACAGCAGAGAGCCCCGGUGUACUCGUCGUCGCAAGAAUGGCCAAGGGUGGCAUCGAGUAUGCCGUGGUGGACGCCUUCACGGCGGAGCCGUUCAAGGGCAACCCGGCCGCGGUCUGCCUCCUCCAGGACGCCGCCAAGGCCGCGGACGAGCGGUGGAUGCAGUCCGUCGCCGCCGAGUUCAACCUCUCCGAGACCGCCUUCCUGCUCCGCGACUCCUCCCCAGCCGCCGCUGCCGCCCCGCGGUUCCAGCUCCGAUGGUUCACCCCCGCCGCCGAGGUCGAGCUCUGCGGCCACGCGACGCUGGCCUCCGCCCACUUCCUCUUCACAUCCGUUCUCGCGGAGCACGAGACUCUCGUCGAAUUCGCGACCAAGUCGGGGGUUCUCACCGCCAAGAAGGUAGCUGCACCGGCGAGUGCGGCGGUUUCAGGUGAGGGGAAACUGUUCAUCGAGCUGGAUUUCCCCAUGAUUGACCUUGUCGAUUGCCAUCCUGCCGAGCUGCCGUCCAUCCCCGAGACUCUGAACGGAGCCUCUGUUGUCAGCGUCCACAAAUCGGCGACAGCUGGUGACCUCAUUGUGGAGCUUUCAUCAGGAAAAGAGGUUGCUGAUAUCAUCCCUAACAUUCAUGAAAUUAAAGUGUGUUCUGGCAGAGGAGUUAUUGUUACAGGGCCAGCACCUGCUGGAUCUGGUUUUGACUUCUUCACACGUUUCUUCAACCCAAAAUUUGGGGUAGAUGAGGAUCCCGUUUGUGGCAGCGCACAUUGUGUUUUAGCACCCUACUGGGGUGGGGAGCUGGGGAAACAAAGACUGAUGGCAUUCCAAGCCACCAGGCAUCUCCACGGAGUGGAAUAUUACACUUGGAGUUGGAGCCUGCAAGCAGGAGGGUGCGAAUUCAGGGGGAAGCUGUUACAGUAAUGACUGGCACCCUCCUAGCGUAACAGUUCCCCAUGCUUUGAGAUUUGAAGGACAGCGGUCACCAUUAUUAGCUUAUGGAAACAAAAAGAUCCUGAACUUUUUCUAGAGCAUCAAAAUAAAUUCGCAGUGAAAGCAUGAUGUCAUAAAUCACCAGGUCAUUUUGGUUUGUCAUUUCUAAAGAACCUAGACCAAGAGUGUCUUUUAUUAAGAAGAUUUUUUUUUGCCAUUUCUCGAUCCUAUUGCCUUGUUGAAACUUAAAAGCAAUAAAGGAUGGAUAUGAAUUUAAAACCA